UCUCGUAGAUCUUCAUCAUCAUAGCACUAACGAAUUCCUGUUUUGAUUCCACAACUUAUUGUUUUAUAGUACCAAGAGUUUUUCUUCUCAUAUCAUGAGGAAACCGCAGAGAUAUAGAGGUGUGAGACAACGUCACUGGGGCUCCUGGGUCUCUGAGAUUCGCCAUCCAAAUUUGAAAACGAGAGUAUGGUUGGGAACAUUUGAGACGGCAGACGAUGCAGCUCGGGCAUAUGAUGAGGCUGCAAUCAUAAUGUGUGGAGCUCGAGCAAAGACCAACUUUGCAUAUAAUCCACAACCAUCAUCUUCUCUUCUCUCUGCAGCGCUGAGGGCCAAGCUUCGAGGGAUUUAUGUGGCUUCCCUAAUGCAGGAUCAAUCAUCUUCUCUCACCUGCCUUCGAUUGGACACAGACAAGUCUAAUCUGGGAAUAUGGCAGAAAAAGGGUGGAAAACAUUCCCAAUCCCAAUGGGUUAUGACUGUUCAAUUGGGCUCUACUCCACCACUUCCUUCUCCCCCUCCUCUUCCUCCUCCUUCCCUUCCUCCUCCCCAUCCUCCUAGUCCAUCAAAUCCUCCAAAAGAUGCAGUGUUGAAUGAGGAAGAUAUUGCAUUGGAAAUGAUAGAGGAGCUUCUGGAUCAUCCCACUUGUCUUGAAUUCUCUUCUUCUUUUUCUUCCUAGUGAAUUCCCACAGAAAUGUAACACCCUCAGGAAAAUCUGGUUUUAAUAUUCGAUGGUUGAUGAGAGUCUAUUGUGAGCUUGGCCAUCCAGAC
Cryptomeria japonica (Japanese cedar) is the source of this 765-nucleotide messenger RNA. RefSeq names its product ethylene-responsive transcription factor WIN1. The record is from RefSeq and is a predicted model, not a curated record. Gene Ontology annotation, biological process: regulation of DNA-templated transcription. The coding region runs from base 95 to 673 and encodes 192 amino acids. NCBI's taxonomy places the organism in Eukaryota, Viridiplantae, Streptophyta, Pinopsida, Cupressales, Cupressaceae. The transcript is spliced from 2 exons. Gene Ontology annotation, molecular function: DNA binding; DNA-binding transcription factor activity.